Penicillium waksmanii is the source of this 2826-nucleotide messenger RNA. RefSeq lists its product as uncharacterized. Gene Ontology annotation, molecular function: syntaxin binding; GTPase activator activity; myosin II binding. Gene Ontology annotation, cellular component: cytoplasm; plasma membrane. Lineage: Eukaryota; Fungi; Ascomycota; Eurotiomycetes; Eurotiales; Aspergillaceae. The record is from RefSeq and is a predicted model, not a curated record. Bases 1 to 2826 code for a protein of 941 amino acids. Gene Ontology annotation, biological process: establishment of cell polarity; regulation of exocytosis; regulation of protein secretion. The transcript has 7 exons.
AUGGCGCAGUUCUUGAGAGGCAAACAAGCUGGAAUCCAGCACGACUUUUCGCAAGGUCUGGUUGCAGAAUUCUUCAAGAUUGACGAGUUUGAACGAUGUGGUGUGAAUUCGAAGAUAAGCGUCAUCGCGUACGAUCCAGUUCAAUCCCUUCUUGCUGUCGGCACCAACGAUACCCCAUAUGGCAGUGGCCAGAUCUAUGUCUUUGGACAGCGUCGAGUGCUGGCCACCUUUCAAUUCCCGCGGAAAUCCUCGGCCAAGUUCCUCCAAUUCUGUGCCGACAAGCUCAUCAGCGUCGACUCCAAAAACGAAAUCAGCAUCUACUCCCUCGAGACCAAACGGCUGGUGACCUCUUAUGCACCCCCGGGCCAGGCCACUGCACUUGCGACGGACCCAAGCCUUGACUACGCAUUUAUCGGUCUUUCGAACGGCGAGGUUGUCGCAUACGAUCUCGACCGAGAGUCCUUGACCGCAUAUAAAAUCCCAAAUCUUUGGCUGGAAGUGAACCCCCGAGCCCGACUUUCUCCAGUCGUGUCGCUCGCGUUCUCUACGCGUGACAUUGGCAAAAUCCUCAUCGGAUACUCAGAAGGAGCUGUGACCUUUUCCUUUAAACAAAAUGUCGCGCAGAAGUACUUCAUUUACGAGGUGCCUUCAGGUGCCCCAGGUGGAGACCCCGAAGCACCUGCUAUCGGAGUACGCAAGCCCAGGAUGACCGAAGCCGUUUGGCAUCCAAAUGGACACUUUGUUUUGACUGUUCAUGAGGACACCAGCUUGGUUCUUUGGGAUUCAAAGGAUGGCCGCAAGCUCCAUGCCCGUACGCUCCAAGCCACGAAUGUGGACCAGCCGGGUGGCUCGAGGCCAGCUGGACCAGAUAGCCAAACUACAGGCCCCAAAGAAGCUAUUGUAAAAGUAGCAUGGUGUGCGAAGGAUAACCCCGACGACACUGGCCUGCUUGUUGCUGGUGGCCGGCAUGUGGGCGAACCAAACAAGGGCCUCACUUUCCUGGACAUGGGCCCGACUCCGAACUAUCAGACAUCUUCCUGGCAGGUAAUCAACUUCUGUGCCAUUCCUCGCUCUUCUCCUUAUUUUGCUGGUGUACACGAUCCGAUUGCGUUGCUCACUGUACUUUCGUCUGGAGAGUUGGUUACGAUGAGCUUCCCCAGCGGACAUGCCAUUACGCCAACCAACAUGCUACACCCAUAUCUGUCCUUUGUCCACCCUUUCGUGAACAAGGCCACUCUUACGCCAGUCGAUCGUACUGUCUGGCUCGGGCUGAGGGAACGCAGAAUGCAAGGGCCUAAGUUUGUACUCGGAGGCGCAGAAGCCAAGAAUCCCCUCAAGCGCUUCGAAAAGCGAAACGUCAUUACCACCGCACACGCAGAUGGGACGGUUCGUCUCUGGGAUGCUGGCCAUGAUGAUGAGAUUGAGAAUGGCGAUGCUGUUCAGAUCGAUUUGGCUAGAGCUGUUGGCCGAGUCCGAAACAUCGAAGUUGCUGAAAUAUCACUGUCGGGUGGGGCGAAUGAACUCUCUCUUGGCCUUCGAACUGGAGAGCUAGUCGUUUUUAGAUGGGGCAACAGCGCUUCUCAGGGACACGAGGAAGCCGUCGGUACAAACCAACCCGGGAAAUUGACUUCUAUCGGCCACCGAACGGACCCAGGCUUGAAGACAGGAUUCAUUCCCUUGACCCUUCUAGAUAUGCAACAAGGACCGGUAACCGCUUUGAAGCAUAGCCAAGUAGGCUUUGUGGCCGCUGGGUUCGAGGGUGGCAGUCUGGCAAUUAUCGACCUACGCGGCCCUGCGAUUAUUCACACUGCACACUCAUCUGAAUUUUCAAAGGCACUCAAACGCAGUAGCUUCGUGCGAAAGAAGAGUGGAGCAGAGGAUGUUCCACCAGAAUGGCCUACGUGCAUUGAAUUUGGUGUGAUGACCUUGGAGGGUGAGGACUACUCAAGCAUCUGCUGCUUUGUUGGCACAAAUCGAGGAAAUGUGGCAACAUUCAAGAUUCUCCCAACCUCUAAUGGUGCCUACACGGCUGCCUUUGCUGGUGUCUCUAACAUGGAGGAUAAGGUCACUAACCUCAUUCCAAUUGACGCUGACUCUGGUGAAAGUGCUCUCGCCACGCCAAACUCAGUCGGCGGGUUGAGAAAUGGUACCAAGCUCAACGGUGUUCUCAUUGCAGUUUCGCCUUCUUGUUGCCGGAUCUUCAAGCCUGCGACAUCUAAGGGUGCACACAAGACAUGGGACGACUAUUUUGUUGACUCCUCAGCGGUCGUGAGAACCGAGGGUCCUGCAUACAGUCUCGUCUGUCUUUGCGGCGAUGGGAAUGCCCGCGCGUUCUCUAUUCCUGCUCUGAAAGAAAUUGGCUGCAGCAAGAUUAAUCACAUUGCUGAUAUGAGGCGACUCUCUGAGGCACAUAUCACGCCCACUGGGAGUGUGAUGGUGAUACCUCCUCGACCAAGUAUUACCAACCUGCAAUGGAUUUCGGGAACUCAAUAUAUUUCCCCACAAGAUAUGGACAUUUUGAUUGGCGGACCUGACCGCCCACCAUCGAAGCGUAUGGUUGAACAAAUGAGACAUGACGAGCAAGAGCGCCGACAAGCACUCCGAGAAGGCCGUGCGCCACCUCCAGGACCGAGCGAUGAGGAAGGCUACUGGUCAUCCAUGACGCGUGGUAUCCAGCAGCGCACCGAACGACUCGGGAUCGCGGGUGAUACCAUGGAGCGUUUAGAGGAAAAUAGCAGUAGCUUUGCCAAUGACGUGGGCAAGUACGUACAGAACCAGAAGAGGAAAGCUGUUUUUGGUGCGCUGGGAUCCAAGUUCGGAUUCUAA